AUGAUAAAUUAACCAAACUCAAUUAUUGAAUUACCAUUCUAAGUUUCAACAAGCCAUAUACUCGACUUAUUUAUUAGCUGCACUAAAAAGAAGUAAAAUUUUCAAAUUAUAAUAAUAGAUAAUAUUAAAUAUUGGAGAAGGAUUCAAAUUAGAUCAUAGCCAUUAAGGAAAAUGUAGCAGUAAUAAAAAACACUGUUAAAAGGUUAGUUUGUAUGUCAGAAAAUACUUUUGAGUAAAUUUGUUUGGUUAAAAUAUAAAUUGAUACAAAUUAAGUGAAAUGUGUAAGAAUAGUUUCAAUAAGAGGGAUCACUGGACAUUAUGAUGAGAAUUCUGAAUUGAUUAACUAUUUUUUGUCUAAAAUAGAUAAAUUACGUAAUAAGAAAAGUUAAGAUUAAAAUAUGAUGAAUGAGGCAUCUGAAUUUGUUGGAAUUGUAAAUGUUUCUGAAGAAAUAGAAAAUGCUGCUAAUUAAAAUCCAUACUAUUUAGAAACCAGUGCUUAUUAUAUGUUUCAUAAAUUAUUAUGCGCUUCAAAUUAUGGUCUUGGUAAAAAAGUAGCAGAAUAUAUUCAAAAAGUAUAAAAUAGUCUUUCUAAUGACUAAUCAAAUAUUAAGUAAAAUGUUUAAUAAUUAAAUUCAUUUAUUAAUUAAAUAGUUGAAACAUUAUUUCAAUCUUUCAAUUUUGGUAAAUAAGAAACAACUUAAAUAAUGCCUUAUUGUAAAAUUUCAAUAGAAAAAUAUUUCUAUUUAAAAUUAUCUCAUUGCAUUUUGCCAUAAUACUAAAAUAUGUUUAAAUAAUAAAAUGAAUUAUUUAGAUCUAAAAAAAUAGACAGAAAUAAUAAUUAGAUCAAAAAUGAAUUACAUAAAGAUCUUUAAAUUCCAGAAUUUAAUUCAUAAUAAACCAUAAGAAUUAAUGAAGCUUUAAAUGAAUUAGAUAAAAUUGAAUAUAUGAGUUAUCCAAGAGAAAAGUUGAGGUGUUUAUAAUUGAUGAGUGCAAUUCUUAAGGGUUCUCUUUAUAAUAUUAUUACAUAGCUAUUAACUCUGGUUUAAUUGAUUAGUUAAUGAAGUACUGUUUAAUAUUGAGUAAUGUAGAUCAUCCAUUCUCAGAAAUUUAAUUACUUAUAGAUACAACAAGUUCAUAAGAUAAACAAUUUCUAAACAAAAUUAAUGUAUUAAAUUAUCUUAUUAUAGCAUCAAUUAGAAGAAAUAAUUAAUUCUUGA
This is a messenger RNA of Paramecium pentaurelia, 1217 nucleotides long. NCBI's taxonomy places the organism in Eukaryota, Ciliophora, Oligohymenophorea, Peniculida, Parameciidae. The record is from the annotation of a GenBank genome assembly.